Molecule: messenger RNA, 917 nt
Organism: Penaeus vannamei (Pacific white shrimp)
Lineage: Eukaryota; Metazoa; Arthropoda; Malacostraca; Decapoda; Penaeidae
Source: RefSeq, a predicted model, not a curated record
AACUGUGAUAUUCCCUAAUAAUGACGGGCCCAAGCCGCGCCCCGACUACUACCCAAAAUCAAUUCCUAAGGACAUAGCGCCACGCCUCCUGAAUGCGCACACCGAACCCUUCACCUGGUGGAUCGGGCAGACGUUCAUUAAUCUCCUGAAGAUGAAUGAUGCAUUCAAGGAGCACAUAGAAAAAACUAAGCUCUCGUCUAGGUUUCGAAAAACCUAUUAUUGGUGUGCAGAUCAGAAGAACAGACAAAAUUAACUCGGAAUCCUUAUUCUAUCAUGUAGAAGAAUACAUGAACAUCGUUGAUGACUACUUUGGCGAAAUGGAGAUGCAGGGGGUGAAUUUGACAACUCGCAGGGUAUUCUUAGUAACCGAUGACUAUAGUGUCGUUCUUGAAGUGCAAAAGAAAUAUCCCCAGUAUCAUAUCUUGUUCAACAAGGACAGUAUAGCCACCGCAAGCAAGUUCAAACGACGUUCGAAAGCCAAUAAGCAAUUGCUAAUGGCUGACGUCUACUUCCUCUCUCACACGGACGGUCUCGUGUGUAAAAUGUCCUCCAAUAUAUGCCGCAUAGCGUACGAGCUUUUGCACACACCCCACACGGACGCCACCAGGAAGAUCUACAAUGUGGACCUGCCCUAUUAUUUCCAUUUCCAGAGCCCUCGAUAUAUGAAGGCGAGGUACCCCCACACACCUCGCAGUGCCAAUGAGCUUGAGCUUCAGAACGGAGAUCGCGUGAUGGAUGAUCACACGUAUUACCGGUGGCAUCGCAAUCCUCACAAUGGAAUCAAUUACGGAACGAACAUGAGAACGGGAAAGGCCGGCUUCUACCCGGUCUAUAAGACGUUGGAAGACCUGCUGCUCGCUGACACGCCGUCUUUUGAUUUGAUUGAUAAGAGAAAAAUGUAAAUUUACAUAUUUUGA